AAAUAACAACCCUAGACCUUUGGUAUCACCUGUAUAAAUAUAAAUCUGUAACACCAUCCUGUGAUGAAAUUUUAUUUAAAAUUUUAUGGAAUAAAGUCAUAAAUCUACGGGAAACUAAAUUCAAACUGUACGCACCGCACCGUACCCUACCACACCCACCUUCUCUCAUGACCAAACCGGACGGCCUCGCGCCGGAAACCACAAACGACGACGUUUCCCCCGCCGCCUGGGGGACUUGGGAGGAGCUCCUCCUCGCCUUCGCCGUCAACCGCCACGGCACCGCCGCCUGGGAUUCCAUAGCUUCCGAACUUCAGAAGAGGACAUCGGACCCUAACCUAUGCCUCACCGCGCAUAACUGCAGGUCAAGGUAUCUCGACCUAAAGCGGCGUUUUGUCGUCACGAAUGGCGAUUUGGAGGGGGAGGACAAAUCGAACGUCGAGGAGUCCGCGCCGUUGCUGGAGGAGCUCAGGAAAUUGCGCGUCGCGGAGCUCCGGCGAGAAGUGCAACGUUACGAUCUCAACAUCGAGUCGCUGGAGUUGAAGAUGAAGAGGAUGGAAGAGGAGAGGGAAAAAGGCGUCCGGAGAGAGGAGAGCGAGGCGGAUCUAGAGGAUAACGCCAAGGAGAGGAGAGAUUGCGAACCGGUGGCGGCGCCGCCUGCCGGAGGAGAACCGGCGGUUAUUGGAGAGUCGGAGAAGGAUCGGUUGUCGGUGAACGAAUCGAACUCGACAGAUCCGGGAGCGGAAAAGUUGAGAGCCGGCGAGGAGGCCUGUGAACCGGCCAGAACCGGAGGAGAUGAGGAGAGAAACGAUCGAACCGGACAGACCAGCGGCGAACCGGCUGAGACGAAACCAGAACCGGAUCACAAAUCGGUGCGGGAGGAUUCGUGCAACGGUAGCUCGAAUAGCAUAGAUGAGCCAGACCGGAAGGCGAAAGCCGAACCGGUGGCCAGGUCGACCGAGUCGGAGGGCGAGUCCGACGGCGGAGGCGCGGGGGCGAUGAAGGAGAACUCGGAUGUGCAGAGCUCCGCAAGCAGAUCGAGAAAGGAGGAGGGAAGUGAUAAGGUGCGGCGCGGGAGCAUGAGUGGCGAUGAGCGUGAACACGAGGAUCAAUCUCGUGCCGUGAAAGAAUUGUCCGCCGAAUCGCAGCCGUUGGUUGACUUUCUACAAGCUAUUCGCGCGCCGAAGAUCGGCUCCAUCUUCCAACGGCGGCUUCGGAGCCAGGAGACGCCAAAGUAUCAGAAGCUGAUCCAUCAGCAUAUGGAUCUCGAAACAAUCGAAACCAGAUUGAAGGAAGGCUUCUACACAAGGUCCCGCACCAAGUUCUACCGCGAUCUCUUGCUGCUCGUCAACAACGCCCUCGUCUUCUUCAGCAAGAACUCCUCUGAGGCGACUGCUGCCCUUGAGAUCCGACGCCUCAUCUCUAAGGAGUUCUCUCCCAAACACGCAAAGUCCGAUUCUUCGUCUGGAAAGCAGGCCUCUUUGCAGUCUCUGUCCAUGCCAAAGAAAGAUGAUGCCGAGGCUUCCCCUUCGCCCUCGUUGAUGUUGAAGCAGAGACUAUCUGGGUCCUUGAUCGUGUGUCGAAAACGCAGCUCCAUUACCAAGGCUACGGCCACGGCCUCAUCUUCGGGGACGGACAAGAAGAAAGAGCUGGUUCAGUCGCCAGCUGAGGACAAAGACGCCAAACAGCAGCGGUCUGGUGAUGCCGAGGAGCCUAAAAUCACGAAGAAACGAACACGGGAUCGGUUUCCUGCAGCGUCGUCGGCUAACUCAAAGAAAAACGGCAAGAGUCAAGCCAACGCCAAUGUCAGCAAAACCUCCCCGGCUGAAACGGUGAAGCAGGGGAAAGGAGGAGGCUCGUCUUCCUCGCAAGCGGAGGCCAAGGGCGACGCCAAGAAGACUCAGUCGACGUCGGACUCCAAGAAACGGGGCGCGGCUGGCUUCUUGAGUAGGAUGAAGCAAGGCUCGCCGUCGUCAAACAAUGGCGUGUUGCUUGAUGCGUUGAAGAACACGCCUUUGACUAGCGAGAGCGCCACCGGGAAGAAGAGCGAGACUGCAAAGAGAGGCGAAAAGAAGGAGCCGGCGGCCACUAGGAGGGGCGCGGAGACGAGGCAGACGAAGGAGAAGAGCAGCCCGGGAAAGAGGAACGUGGGGCGGCCGCCUAAGAGGGCAGCUGCUGCAGCACCUCCGGCUGCCGGGAAACGCAGUAGGGAUAGAGGUGACCCGGAACCGGCAGCGGCUUCGAAACAACCCAAGAAAAGGGCGAGGAAGUUGUAGGGAAGGGAUAGGGCACAUUUGUACGUAGCGGUAAGGAUUCUUGGUUCUUUGUUUUUAUAGAUUUCCCUCUGUUUCACUUUUGCAGCAAGUGUGUUUGUAUUUUGUCUAAUGGAAAGCUAGGGCAAAGUUAGAGGUGGUUUCAUUGACUUCUAUUUAAGGCAAACGUGAUAGACUAUAGUUGAAAUGCUUAAUAUUUACUUGACAAA
Salvia hispanica is the source of this 2479-nucleotide messenger RNA. RefSeq lists its product as uncharacterized. Gene Ontology annotation, molecular function: protein binding. NCBI's taxonomy places the organism in Eukaryota, Viridiplantae, Streptophyta, Magnoliopsida, Lamiales, Lamiaceae. The record is from RefSeq and is a predicted model, not a curated record.